UUAGAUAAAAGAAAAUGUAUCAUAUAUUUAUUUUUAAUAAACAAUUCUUAACAAAAAAAAAAAAAAUUUAUUUCAAUAAACAAAACUUGAUAUGAACAAAAUUUUUUUUCUUUUGGAACGAGAAAAAUCCCUUUUUAUAUUAUUGAUAUGAACAAAUUGGUAAAGCCCUAAUCCUUGGGUUUGGGGGUUUCGUAGUCCAUUUUAUUCUCAGAGGAGGUUUUUUGUGUUUUUGUUUUUUGUGUAGUGAAUCAAUAUCGGCGAAUUGCUUUGAGGUCGGCGAGAAUCAGUAGCAGUGUAAUGUCCAUGUCGAUUUCGACGGAUUUCUAUCCAUCCCAAGAUGACCUUCUAUACGAAGAAGAGCUUCUUCGAAACCCAUUCAGCUUGAAGCUAUGGUGGAGAUAUCUCAUUGCUCGUUCCGCAGCCCCAUUCAAGAAGCGCUUUAUUAUCUACGAGCGAGCCCUCAAGGCUCUCCCUGGCAGCUACAAGCUAUGGCACGCUUAUCUCCGCGAACGCCUCGAACUGGUUCGAAACCUACCCAUCACUCACUCCCAGUACGAAACCCUCAACAACACCUUCGAGCGCUCUCUCGUCACCAUGCACAAGAUGCCCAGAAUCUGGAUCAUGUACCUCCAGACUCUCACGGACCAGAAGUUGCUCACUCGGACUCGCCGGACCUUCGACAGGGCUCUCUGCGCUCUUCCCGUGACCCAGCACGACCGUAUUUGGGAGCCCUACCUCUUCUUCGUCAGCCAAAAGGGUGUUCCCAUUGAGACCUCGCUUCGCGUUUAUCGGAGGUAUUUGAAAUACGACCCUUCCCAUAUUGAAGAUUUUAUUGAAUUCUUGGUUAAUUCUAGUCUUUGGCAAGAGGCUGCUGAGAGGUUAGCUUCUGUGUUGAAUGACGACCAGUUUUAUUCGAUUAAGGGGAAGACUAGGCAUAGAUUGUGGUUGGAGUUGUGUGAUUUGCUUACCAAGCAUGCUACAGAGGUUUCGGGGUUGAAUGUGGACGCCAUAAUUAGAGGUGGGAUUAGGAAGUUUACUGAUGAAGUUGGGCGGCUAUGGACCUCCCUUGCGGAGUAUUACAUUAGGAGGAAUUUACAUGAGAAGGCUAGGGAUAUCUUUGACGAGGGUAUGACUAGUGUUGUGACUGUGAGAGAUUUUAGUGUGAUUUUUGAUUCAUAUGCUCAGUUUGAGGAGAGUAUGCUUGCUCAUAGGAUGGAGACUAUGGAUUUGAGUGAUGAUGAGGAGGAAGAGCAAGAUGGUGGAGAACAGAAUGGGGUUGAGGAGGAGGAGGAGGAUGAAGAUAUUCGCUUGGAUGUUAAUCUCUCUGUGGCCGAGUUUGAGAAGAAGCUGUUAAAAGGCUUUUGGUUACACGAUGAUAAGGAUAUUGAUUUGAGGUUGGCCAGACUAGACCAUCUCAUGGACAGAAGACCGGAAUUAGCUAACAGUGUUCUUUUAAGGCAAAAUCCACAUAAUGUUGAACAGUGGCAUCGAAGGGUAAAGCUCUUUGAGGGUAAUCCCACAAAGCAGAUUCUUACUUACACUGAGGCAGUGAGGACAAUUGAUCCCAUGAAAGCAGUUGGGAAACCUCAUACAUUGUGGAUUGCUUUUGCAAAGUUGUAUGAGAACCACAACGAUAUUGCUAAUGCAAGAGUAAUCUUUGAUAAAGCAGUACAAGUGAACUACAAGACAGUGGAUAACCUGGCUAGUGUUUGGUGUGAGUGGGCUGAAAUGGAAUUGAGGCAUAAAAAUUUUAAUGGAGCACUGCAACUGAUGAGUCGGGCAACAGCAGAGCCAUCUGUUGAGGUCAAAAGAAGAGUGGCUGCUGAUGGGAAUGAACCGGUUCAGAUGAAGCUCCAUAAAUCCUUGAGACUUUGGACAUUUUAUGUGGACUUGGAGGAAAGUCUUGGUAGUUUGGAGUCUACUCGAGCAGUUUAUGAGAGGAUAUUGGAUUUAAGAAUAGCCACACCACAAAUUAUAAUCAAUUAUGCACUGCUUCUUGAAGAAAAUAAGUACUUUGAAGAUGCAUUCAAGGUAUAUGAACGAGGUGUCAAGAUAUUCAAGUACCCUCAUGUCAAAGAUAUAUGGGUGUCAUAUCUCUCUAAAUUUGUUAAAAGAUAUGGGAAGACAAAACUGGAACGAGCAAGAGAGCUAUUUGAGCAUGCUGUUGAAACGGCUCCUGCUGAUGCAGUGAAACCUUUAUAUCUUCAAUAUGCCAAGUUGGAGGAAGAUUAUGGUUUGGCAAAGCGUGCUAUGAAGGUGUAUCAUGAAGCAACCAAGGCUGUACCAAAUAAUGAGAAAUUGAGCAUGUAUGAAAUCUACAUUGCACGUGCAGCUGAGAUAUUUGGCGUUCCCAAAACAAGGGAGAUAUAUGAACAAGCAAUAGAAUCGGGUCUUCCUGACAAAGAUGUGAAGACAAUGUGCUUGAAGUAUGCUGAGCUCGAGAAGAGCUUGGGUGAGAUUGAUCGUGCUCGUGGAAUAUAUGUAUUUGCAUCUCAGUUUUCCGAUCCACGAUCAGACCCAGACUUUUGGAAUAAAUGGCAUGAAUUUGAAGUGCAGCAUGGAAAUGAAGACACCUUCAGAGAAAUGCUUCGUAUUAAAAGAAGUGUUCAAGCAAGCUAUAGCCAGACCCACUUUAUUCUUCCGGAGUAUCUGAUGCAAAAGGAUCAGAGGCUAGAUCUUGAUGAGGCAAAAGACAAAUUGAAACAGGCUGGUCUUCCUGAAGAUGAGAUGGCUGCUCUUGAGAGGCAGUUAAUCCCUGCAGCCAAUGAUACUACUACUGCUAAAGAUAGCAGCAGAAAAGUAGGGUUUGUAAGCGCGGGUGUCCAACCAGAGGCUGAUGGGGGGAUAACCACCACAAAUCGUGAAGAUAUUGAGUUGCCAGAAGGAAGUGACUCAGAAGAUGAUGAAAGAGUUGAAAUUGCACAAAAAGAUGUUCCAGAUGCUGUUUUUGGAGAUCUGGCUCAGAAAAGGAAAGAUGCUGAAGCUCCCACAGACAAGGAUGGCGAGAGUCGUCUUGGGGCGCUUGAGAGACUAAAGAGGCAAAAGAGAGCUUGAUUUGACUCUUUUUUUUUUGUAUUACCUCCAACUUCUAAUCCCUGACCACAUUCCAUAGGAUUGGCGUGGUCUAUAAGAUUGUUAAAUGUUGAAAGGAUGGUUUUGAGACCAAAAUUUAUAAUUACCUCUCAAACCAAACAGUUUUGGCUGUUUCGCAACAUAUGCCUUCUCAAAUAGGUCCAUAAUAUCAAGCUUCACAUCAUUCUGGGGUUUAACUGGGAAGGAUUGGGAAACUGAUGGUGAGUCUGUAAAUUCCAUAUUUGUAUUCGGUUUUGCUUUCCUGUGGUUUUAAUGGAUUAUGAUUCUCUGCUGUUAAGUUUA
Ziziphus jujuba (common jujube) is the source of this 3375-nucleotide messenger RNA. RefSeq lists its product as uncharacterized. Gene Ontology annotation, molecular function: protein binding. Lineage: Eukaryota; Viridiplantae; Streptophyta; Magnoliopsida; Rosales; Rhamnaceae. The coding region runs from base 298 to 3054 and encodes 918 amino acids. The record is from RefSeq and is a predicted model, not a curated record. The transcript has 5 exons. Gene Ontology annotation, biological process: mRNA splicing, via spliceosome; generation of catalytic spliceosome for first transesterification step. Gene Ontology annotation, cellular component: U2-type catalytic step 2 spliceosome; Prp19 complex; post-mRNA release spliceosomal complex.